This is a messenger RNA of Lasiosphaeria miniovina, 658 nucleotides long. RefSeq lists its product as uncharacterized. The coding region runs from base 101 to 475 and encodes 124 amino acids. The transcript has a single exon. Lineage: Eukaryota; Fungi; Ascomycota; Sordariomycetes; Sordariales; Lasiosphaeriaceae. The record is from RefSeq and is a predicted model, not a curated record.
GCGGCCACGGGCAAUUCGAGAUUUUUUACUCAUCACACAUCAUGACAAGACUGUGCACAAGAGUGAGCGCGAAACCCACAAAAAACGCCACAUGUAAGACAUGUCAUCUCUUUCUUUUUUUGGGUUCUUUGUUACGCCUUUUUUUGCUAUGACCCGAACAACUGGAUUUCCGUCCCCGCUCGUCACAUUUCCGAGUUACUCCCGAAGCAGGGCCCACCCUUGCCAGCAGCCAAACAAAUGGGACUCUGUCUUACUCAGCCCUCUUCUUUACGCCUUGAACAAUUACGUGCAAAGAUGCGAAAGCGAGAGCGGGAAGGUGAGAUGGAAGGUGAGAGUGCGGGCGUGUCUAUGUGUAACCUCAGCUAAGACGAACCAAACCCCCGCCCCGCCCUCUUGGUCCGUCUGGGCCCAGCCCCUUGGGAAACGCAAGAUGGGAUCACCGUCAUCGUCAUCACUUUGGGCCUCUUCUCAUUAGCACUUGUUGGUGUCGUUGACUUAUAUUAUUACUCCCACGUUCAAGCUAAGGUAGACCCGGCAAACCAAGGUGACUAUAAACACCGCGCCGGCCUGCCAGACGCCAAUUAAUUACUGAACAACAAAACAAAAGACACAAGGAAAAAAAACAUCUCACUCUCUCGCUCUCCUCGCUCUCUCGCCC